This is a messenger RNA of Lepisosteus oculatus (spotted gar), 1598 nucleotides long. RefSeq names its product fibroblast growth factor binding protein 2a (gene fgfbp2a). Gene Ontology annotation, molecular function: growth factor binding. Gene Ontology annotation, biological process: cell-cell signaling. Lineage: Eukaryota; Metazoa; Chordata; Actinopteri; Semionotiformes; Lepisosteidae. The record is from RefSeq and is a predicted model, not a curated record.
AGUUCUGUUCAGUCCGAGGUGCUUAGGGAGGCUAAAACCUAGACCACUGCCAUCUAGUGCAGCAUGAAGGCCUGGGCUCGUGCAGUGUUGUGUGUUGCCUGCUGCGUGUGGCUGGCCGCCGGACAGAGCAAGAGAAGCGGUGGGGAAGAGCUAAUCCGCUUCAGCACCAAGAGCAAAGAUGCCUGUGCCAUGACGGUGGGUGGCCAGGGAGAGGUGAAGCUCAGGGUCGUGUGCAGGAACCAAGGCAAGUCCUACUGGUGCGAGUAUGUGGGCCAGCCCUCCGUCUGCCGCUCCUUCAACGCCAACCCCAAGCAGUACUGGAACCAGAUCAGCUCGGAGCUCAGGAAGACGACCCACGCCUGCCAGGGGACCGCCGUGCUGAAGCCCAGCAUGUGUCAGAAGGCCCCCGCUGACGCCCACAUGAAGCAAGUGGCAGUCGGCCCCAAGCCGGCGUCGCAGAAACCGGUCAAGACUGCUCAGGAAAAGCCCGCACAGUCAAAACCAGCGAAAAAGCUCCCAAAGCCCCCGAAAACCGCGACAGCUCAACCCACUCUGGUGCCCAGCAGUGAAGCCGAUGCCAACAAGAUGGCACAAGAGUACUGCUGGGAAUCCCUUCAAGGGGUCUGUGCUUAUUUUAUCAACCUGUUCAAGGGCUAAAUUUCCAGGUUAGAUUUUCCUGCAAAGAAGACUUCAAAGUGCAGAACUAUUUGUAAACUUAGGUCGUUUUUCUUGAGAGGAAACAGAAUGUUUUGCUUUCAUUAGCAUAAUCUCAUUCUGUUUACAAAUAUUGAAUUUUGCCUGUUCUGUCAAUAGAGUUUUUUUCCCCAUUAUGUGUUGCUAAUGAUCCGUCAUAAGCUCACCCCUGCGUUUCCACUCAUUUCAAAGCUGUCUGUUCUAUUGUCUGUCUUUAUCUCCUAAUAAUCAGUUGUUUAAAUCAUACCGUAUGUUAGCACAAUGCAGUAGGAGAUAAUGGUUCAGUCAGUCAAACUCCUGAAAUCCACAACCUAAAGGUUUACAGUCCUGGUGAGUUGCUAACUCUAAACAUCUUACCUAAUAUACUUAAAGCCCUCAAUGUCAAAUACCAAGUAUAUUCUUAGCUUUAGUCUGUUUCUGUUGCACCACACUUUAUGUGCUUACUGUGUCACACUGUGUGAAUUCAUUCAAAGGGCCGUGUCUUCUUGGGUUAGUAUGACGAACAAGAGCUUAUAUUACUUCUGCUGUGGCAUUAUGUGUGCACCUUGACUCAUAAGCUUUCUCCCAAAGUUCUGUGUUACUUUAUAAAGUGCUGUUGUGAAAAAAUGGGAAAGAAUUACAAACACAAGUAAAUCAAAUAAAAUGACAGUGUGGGUCUGUCUCUUGUGGUUAUUCCAUAGCUGCCAUGACUGAUUUUCUUACACUGUGGCUUUAGUGGAGACAUUUUGCAUUACUGGACAGAGUUAUAAAGACGUGCUCUGUUGAAGACACAGAGCAAGUAAACUAGUGGGUAAUUUGCCCAGAAGGAAAACAAAGACUUGUGUGUUCUAAUUAUAUUCUGCAAGUUCAUGAUUUUCCUUCAUCUGAAGUUCUUGCCUUCAUGGAAAUAAAAAUAUAUUACUGUG